Molecule: messenger RNA, 1700 nt
Organism: Durio zibethinus
Lineage: Eukaryota; Viridiplantae; Streptophyta; Magnoliopsida; Malvales; Malvaceae
Product: DNA replication complex GINS protein SLD5
Biological process (GO): double-strand break repair via break-induced replication; DNA-templated DNA replication
Cellular component (GO): GINS complex
Source: RefSeq, a predicted model, not a curated record
CCAUCAAGGCCGACUUUUUUUAUUAACGCCAUCCAACGGUGUUAGAUUCACGCACAAACUCGUGAUUUGUCUCUUGGGAACACCCGAUCCUUGCCUUUUUCCUUUUGCUUUUGGCGGCAAUUGCUAUCGAAUCUUUUGGCCAAAAUUUUCCCUCUUUAAGUAGUCAUUUUAGAUUUGAUUCAAAACCGUAGGGGGAGAGAGAGAGAGAGAGAGAGAGAGAGAUGGCGUCGGGUGCAGGAGAACGGUCAACGGAGCAGAUCGACGAUUACGAGACGUUAAUUUCGACGACCGAUGUGGAGCUCUUGAAGGGAGCAUGGCGUAACGAGAAAGCGGCUCCUGAGAUCCUUCCUUUCGAGGAGGCUUUAGUUAAGAGAGCUAAAGAGCAGAUCCAGUUGAUGGAAGAAACAGUAGAUGACUUUGCAGAAAGUGGUCAUGAUCCUCUCAUUGCAUCACUCUAUCAGAUGGACCUGGAUCGGGCUCAAUAUUUGCUGAGAUCGUAUCUUCGGGUUCGGCUUCAGAAGAUUGAGAAAUUCAUGUUUUAUAUCUGGAAAAGGGAUACUUAUCGCAACCGUCUUUCUAUAGAAGAGGAAAAGUUUACUGAAAGGUGUAUUCGUGAUAUUGGGAAACAUCUUGAAGAAACUGUUCUGUCAAAAUUGCCUGAAAAUUAUCAGUCUGUAUUAAAGCAAUCGGUUAUAAGUGAAGAGGAUGACAUGGUUCCAGAGCCACAAUUAGAUACCUUUGUUGUUGCCAAAUGCGAGAAAGCUACAAGACCUUUGUACCUUGAUGGUAGCAGGCAAUCUGCUGGCUUUGACAGCAGGGAUGAUCACUUUCAAAUGGUGCCGGGGGAUCUAUGCAUUUUGCGUUACAGGCCAUUUCAAGAGGAACUGAUGAGCGGAAAUAUCAGUUUAGUUUGAGAAUCGAUCUGUAGCAAUAUCAGCAACUUUAAGAUGGUAUUAAAAUAAAGCUGCUCUUCUCACCAGGCACCAUUUAUCUGAAUUUUGCAAUACUGUAAGUACAAAUUUGUUCUGCAUCCUGAAACACUAUUAUUCCAGGUUACUUGGUAGUUUGGCCCAACUGUUGUAAUGAGCAAAUAUAUGGUGAUCAGGAAUCUUUAAAAAUUAUGUAGCUGUGAGGACCUGUCUCCACGCAUUUAGAUAAUGUAUGGCUCCUUUGGUAUUUAUUGUCAUGUUCAUGGUGGAACUUCCAAGGCCCUUGCCCUUCUGGACUUGAAGCCCAGGUUUUCAUGUCAGUUGGAUGGUUCAUAGUUCUAGCCUCAAAAUGAUAUACUAGACUAUUCUAGGCUUCGCAAAUACCAGCACAUCUUGCAUCUACAUAAAUGGGCCACAGGGCUAGAGGGUUUUAAAGCUCUGGGGAAUAGUUUAAAACCCAAUCAUUCUACCUGGUGAAGGCCUUAGGCAGCUUAUAGCUAUACAACUCAGUGGCUGGACAAUCAACAAAUUGACCAAAUUGAGUCAAAUGAAGGAAUCCAUGUUAAUGGUAGUUGCUAAAUGCUUCUGUCAACGCAAACAAUUCCCCAUUUUUGUUCCCUAAUUAAUUAAUUAAUUAACAUGAUUAUGAUAAUUUAUAUACUUAAUAUCCUUUUAAUAUUAAUCAAAACUCCAGCAAACACAUGACAAAAUUACCUGGAAAAAACCAAUAAUAGAAAAGAAAAGACAGGUUAAAACCUAGAGAAUUAUGGA